Camellia sinensis is the source of this 2438-nucleotide messenger RNA. Its product is annotated as cysteine-rich receptor-like protein kinase 10. Gene Ontology annotation, biological process: protein phosphorylation. The record is from RefSeq and is a predicted model, not a curated record. NCBI's taxonomy places the organism in Eukaryota, Viridiplantae, Streptophyta, Magnoliopsida, Ericales, Theaceae. Gene Ontology annotation, molecular function: ATP binding; protein serine/threonine kinase activity. Gene Ontology annotation, cellular component: plasma membrane.
ACUUUCUUCCCUUUUAGCAGAAUUGACUAAUCAACAUUGAAUACAAGCAGCUUGACCACAAUACCAUAGAAAUGAAAAUUAUUUUAUCAUCUGUUCGUCAUGUAAAGUAAUUCAAUUGGUCUGGUAUUUGCCUAAUCUUUUCCAGGAAAAGUUCCUUUUAACUCAAAUUGUAUUUUAUUUAAAACUCCAUGGUAGCAUAAAUUGUAGACAGUUGAUUGACUUCAUAGUUCAUAUCACAGUGCACUCAAGAAGAGGAGAGAGUCAUGUUUCCAUUUCCAAAAACAGUCAAAUUGCUUUUGCUUUAUUAUUUCCUUUUUCAUCUUCAUGAUCUUAUUCACGCCGAUGCCCCUCCCUGUCAAUUUUGUUCAAACACAACUAUUUCUAAAAAUGAUGCCCCACCCUAUCAAUUUUGUUCGAACACAACUAUUUCUACAGAUAACAAUCUAUUUCAAUCUAAUCUCGAAAAUCUUCUUCAUUCUAUGUCAUCAAAUUCUUCCGUCUCCAAUUCCUUCAACACCACCACGGGAAAUGACCAAGACAGACUUUUCGGCCUCUUUCUCUGCUACAACUUUGUAUCGAAAGAUGACUGCAAGAACUGCAUAGCAAGUGCAUCACAAGACAUCCAAAAGCUUUGCGAAAACAGUAACGAAGCGGUUGUCUGGGAGGAAAAGUGCCAGUUGCGCUACGCCAAUGAAUCAUUCUUUGGGCACUUGGAUGUGACGGGAAACAUUUGGAAAGACAACAAACAAAAUGUUUCAGGUGAUGAAUUAGGCCGGUUUAGUUCUGUUGUGAAUGAAACGUUGCAUAAUCUUAGCAGGCUUGCAGCAUUCAAUCCUUCAUAUGGUAUGUAUGCCACUGGAGCGGUGAACUUUACAGACACUGAAACAAUAUACGCUCUCGUGCAGUGCACAAGAGACUUGUCUCCAUAUGACUGUAAUACAUGCCUUGAAAUAGCAAUAGCAAACACUUCAAGUUGUUGUUCCGAGUCUCGUGGCGCUAGACUUCUUAGUCCCAGUUGCUACUUAAGGUAUGAGUUCUAUGCUUUUUAUGAAGGCGCAACUUCUGAAAACCCGAGGAUAUUUGAAAAUUCCAAAGCAAGCAGGAGGGAUUGGACGAUUGUUGCAAUUGUAUCAGCAAUUCUAAUGGUAGUACUUUUGGGUUUUUGUGUCUGCUACUGUCUUGCCAUAAGGAAUCAAAGUAAGACAAGGGAAAGACAAGUUUCUGGCCGAGAAGAUCAAUUAUACAAUAUUGGGGACCCUAAUAACAUAGAUGUUCAACAUCAAAAUUUGCAAGCAAGGGACAACUUGAACUCUCAAAAUUUUCCAUUUUUUGAUUUGGUGACGCUAAGUGCAGCCACUGAUAACUUCUCUGAUUCAAAUAAGCUUGGACAAGGUGGUUUUGGUCCUGUUUAUAAGGGUCAACUACCUGAUGGUAAAGAAGUUGCUGUGAAGAGGCUCUCAAGUGUAUCUGAGCAAGGUUUAGAUGAAUUCACCAAUGAAGUUUUAUUAAUAUUGAAACUUCAACACAAAAAUCUUGUCAGACUUCUGGGCUUUUGCAUAGAUGGAGACGAAAAGUUGCUCAUCUACGAAUACAUGCCCAAUGGCAGCCUCGAUGUCUUCCUUUUUGAUCCUAGGAAGCGUGCGCAAAUGAACUGGAGCAGGCGUUUGAAUAUCAUUAAUGGAAUUGCAAGAGGAAUGCUAUAUCUUCAUGAGGAUUCUCGGCUUAGAAUCAUUCAUAGGGACUUGAAACCAAGCAAUGUGUUAUUGGACAGUGAAAUGAAUCCAAAGAUCUCAGACUUUGGAAUGGCAAGGAUCUUCGGAGGAAGUGAUGAUGCUACUAACACUGCUAAGAUCGUUGGAACAUAUGGUUACAUGGCUCCAGAGUUUGCUAUGGAAGGACUAUAUUCCGUCAAAUCUGAUGUUUUCAGCUUUGGUGUCCUUUUGAUUGAGAUCAUAACUGGGAGGAGGAAUGCUAGUUUCCAUCUUACUAAGUGCGCCCCUAGCCUUAUAGCAUAUGUAUGGAAAUUAUGGAAUGAAGGGAGAGGGAUGGAAUUGAUCGAUCCAUUACUGAUGGAGUCUUGUGAUAUUGACGAGUUCUUAAGAUAUAUGCAUAUUGGUUUAUUGUGUGUCCAAGAAGAUGCGUAUGAUAGGCCUACCAUGUCAUCGGUUGUGGUUAUGCUGAAAAGUGAAGCUGUUACUCUUAGUCAACCGGAACGACCUGCCUUCUCUGUUGGGAUAUUCAAAGAUCACUAUGAAACAAAUGAUAAAGAUUAUUCUAUUAAUGAAUUAACAAUUUCUGUUGUUAUGCCCCGGUGAUCGAUGCAGCUGAGUGGAUUAAUGGUUUCAAAGUGUAGUAGUGUAAUUAUCAUUAUGAGUUGUUAGGGAAAACUUUGAUAAACAUAAUAAAAAUUGCCCCAAUGGGAGUUGUUAUCUUGAGUC